Dryobates pubescens (Downy woodpecker) is the source of this 1425-nucleotide messenger RNA. RefSeq names its product KAT8 regulatory NSL complex subunit 2 (gene KANSL2). Gene Ontology annotation, cellular component: NSL complex. The transcript has 9 exons. The record is from RefSeq and is a predicted model, not a curated record. Lineage: Eukaryota; Metazoa; Chordata; Aves; Piciformes; Picidae. Bases 46 to 1425 code for a protein of 459 amino acids.
CGAGCUCCGCCGCCUGCUCUGCGCCUCCGGGGCGGCUCCGUGGGCAUGAACCGAAUCCGGAUCCACGUGCUGCCCUCCAGCCGGGGCCGCCUGACGCCGGGGCCGCGCCCGCAGGAGCCUCUCUCCUGCGCCUUCAGCCAGCGGCAGUGCUCCCAGCCCCGCCUGGAGGGGCAGGAGUUCUGCAUCAAGCACAUCCUGGAGGACAGGAGUGCCCCUUUCAAGCAGUGCAGCUAUGUCUCCACCAAGAACGGGAGGAGGUGUCCCAACGCUGCCCCCAAGGCAGAGAAGAAGGAUGGCACCUCCUUCUGUGCAGAGCAUGCCUGGAGGCACAGCCUGGCCCUGCAGGCCCAGAUGAAGAAGUCUCCUGCUGGCCCCAUGGGAGAGGCUCUGCUCUGCCAGCUCAGCUCCUACGCCCGGGGGGAGCUGGGGGCCCAGGCUGCCGACAGCCGCAGCGAAGCCAGCAGGGCCCUGGAGGAGGACAGCUGGAGUGAUGGGGAGCAGGAGCCUCUGACUGUGGAGCAGACCUGGAGGGGGGACCCCGACAGCGAGGCCGACAGCAUCGACAGCGACCAGGAGGACCCCCUGAAGCAUGCUGGGGUGUACACAGCAGAGGAGGUGGCUCUGAUCAUGAGGGAGAAGCUGAUCCGGCUGCAGUCGCUCUACAUCGAUCAGUUCAAGAGGCUUCAGCACCUCCUGAAGGAGAAGAAGAGAAGGUUCCUGCACAGCCACAGGGCAGAGCAUGAGGCCAUGGGCAACAGCCUCCUGACCGGCCCCGAGGGGCUGCUGGCCAAGGAGCGGGAGAGCCUGCGGCGGCUGAAGUGCCUGCGGCGGUACCGGCAGCGCUACGGCGUGGAGGCUCUGCUGCACCGGCAGCUGCGGGAGCGCCGCCUGCUGGCCAGCGAUGGCACUGCCCAGCAGGCCCACACCACCCGCUCCAGCCAGCGCUGCUUGGCCUUUGUGGACGAUGUGAGGUGCUCCAGGCCCUCCCUGCCGCUCAGCAGGCACUGCCUGCUCCACAUCUGCCAGGACGCCAACCAGACCCUCUUCAAGCCCUGCCAGGGCUCGGAGGAGGUUCCCUGCAGCAAGCCGGUGGCCGUCAGCCUCUCGGAGGAGCCCUGCUGCCCGCUGCACCUGCGGCUGCCGCCGCAGCUCUACGUCCCCGAGCAGGGCCUGGCCGUGCCCCCGGCGCUGCAGGCUGCCCCCAGCGACCUGUACCUGAGCGCCGCCGAGCUGCAGCCCAGCGAGAGCCUGCCCCUGGAGUUCAGCGACGACCUGGACGUGGUGGGGGAUGGGCUGCAGUGCCCUCCCUCCCCUCUGCUCUUCGACCCUGGCCUGGACCAGUCCCUGCGGGAGGUGGCUGAGGCCCCCAUAGACAUCCUGGCCCUGGAGGAGCCCCCCCAGCCCCCCCAGGCGGCAGCAAGCUGA